AUGACAACCAAGUUCCAACCACUGGACGGCUUCGUCCACCUUACCGACACAACAUCAAUAUCUCGACCACAACCGAACAGCAAAGACACGAAAUCAAUAACAGAACAUGCAUGUCGAACGAUCAUCAUCUGCGCCUGGUUCCGCGCUCAGUCAAAACACAUCGCCAAGUACACAACCCACUACUGCCAAAGGUACCCAGACGCGCAGAUACUCCUUCUCGAAUGCGUAUACCAGGAUAUGCUGACCACGCCUUACGCCACACAACAAUCACGAUUGCAACCUGCUAUUGAGAUUCUGCAAGCUGCGCAGAGAGCUGGCCAUGCCAUAUUUCUCCACAGCUUUUCGAAUGGUGGAAGUCAUACAGCCGUCCAACUCGCGGCAGCUUGGAAACAAAAGAAAGCAUCUCCACUUCCAAUCUUAGCGAUGGCAUUGGAUAGUUCACCUGGGUCGCCGUCACUUACACUAGCAGCAGCAGCCAUCAUCUUUUCCUUCCCAAAGAGUGCAAGAUGGUGGGUCACUGUCAUUGUCUGGACCAUCGUCGUUCCCAUCAUAAGCUUCCCAGCCUUACUAGGAAGUGACAAUGUCGUGCACAAGCUUCGCAAGGAACUCGUUGAUCCGGACCUGUUUUCGGUCGACGCGCCAAGGGUGUACUUGUAUUCCAAGGUGGACGAGAUGGUCCCGCAUGCAAGCGUUGAGGAGCAUGUGGCGCUUGCUAGGCGGGCGGGAUAUGGCGUAAAAACCGUUUUGUUCGAGAAGUCAGCACAUGUGGCGCACGUUAAUGAGGAUAGGGACAAGUAUUGGGCAGCUGUCGAGUCAGUCAUGUCAGGGAGUCGACAGCGGAAUGGGCGUGUGGGGAGGAGCUGA
Recurvomyces mirabilis is the source of this 864-nucleotide messenger RNA. RefSeq lists its product as uncharacterized. The transcript has a single exon. The coding region runs from base 1 to 864 and encodes 287 amino acids. NCBI's taxonomy places the organism in Eukaryota, Fungi, Ascomycota, Dothideomycetes, Mycosphaerellales, Teratosphaeriaceae. The record is from RefSeq and is a predicted model, not a curated record.